ACAGUGUAGACUUACUUGCCAUACGAAAGUUGAAGGAGACGGUCGACGUUCGAUAGUGCUCCGCUAAAAUUAAGUAAAAAGUGCAUACAAAUCUCACCAAACAGUGCAAAAACAUAAAGUGAACUUAUAAACACCACCCGCGAGUCAUCGCUCGCUAUCCGCCCCAGCGCAAAUCCACACCCGUUGCGAACAAAAUCAGCGGUGAAAAACAGUGCAUCUGUGCAACAGCGAAAAUCAACGCCAUCUUUUUUUCCCACUCACGGUGGUGCGCAUUAUCGAUUUUUCACCGACAUACGGGUACAGCUGCCACCGAUCGGCACUGCUUCCGGAGAGCACUUUUCAUCAAACAGCGAAAAGCAAGAUAAACCUCGAAGUUUCUGCAAAAUCUGUCCCAGCCACCCGUCGAUUCUGCCUACGGCCGCCUUCGACGACAUCGAAAUAUUAAACUCCGCUACCCGUUACCACCACGCUCGCCAUUAAGCCGUCCCGCGCCCGCCCACGACGUUAAUCGCCCACCCACGACGACGUCAAACACGUCGAUGAACUACUACUACUGCGCUACUACCUCUACUACUACUACUUCCUACCACACAUAAUCGACGAGAAAGAGAAUUUGUGUGAGUGCGACUACAACGCCCGCAUACUGGCUGCGGUACACUACGACGAUCGUCUGCGACCUCUACCGGCAAAACUGCUCGUAGCCGCCGAUUUGUCUGCGUGUUCAGAGAGAGAAAGAUAGAGAGCGAGCGAAGCGACACUACACUUCGUCCGUCAGCGCAUCCUUCGAUUGUCGUCAGCGCGCGUCAUCUCCUACGCGGGGCGAUCCUGUUGUGGCGUAAGCAAAUAGCGAAACAUAUUUAGUGGGCGAUCCUCAUAUACGUAUUCUGUGUGUGUGUGUUUGCGUGAGCGCGUUUGGGGGUAAAGAGGGGAAACUGUCUAAACCAAAGAAACAACAACAACAACACUGUUUGAUUUGAUUUAAACAGCGUCUUACAAGCAUCAGCAACAAGCGAGCAGCAAGCGACGAACCCCCCCGCCGAACGACCGACACAUCGCAACACAAUGGGCGAUCAGAAAGGCACACGCGUCUACGUCGGCAACCUUACCGAUAAAGUGAAGAAGGAGGAUCUCGAGGGCGAAUUCACCAAGUACGGUAAAUUGAACUCUGUCUGGGUAGCUUUCAAUCCACCAGGUUUCGCGUUCAUUGAGUUCGACAACAAGGAAGAGGCGGAAACGGCCUGCGACAAUCUGAACGGUCAGGACAUCCUCGGUUCGAAGCUGCGCGUCGAAAUUUCCAAGGGCCGGCGGAAUCCGCGCGGCGCUUCCCGCGGGUUCCGCGGACCGCCGGGCCGUAACGGGGGCAGCGGUGGCGGCAGUAUCGGUGGAAGCGGUGGUGGGGGCAGCUUCCGGAAUGGUUCACGCGGCGGCUUCCGGGACGGUGGUUCGAGCUAUCGAAGCGGUAGCAGCGGUGGCGGCGGCGGCGGCGGAGGUGGCAGCUUCCGUGGAGGCAGCCGUAGUUCGGGCCGGUUCGACGGUGGGUACGGUAGCAGCGGCGGCGGCGGCGGUGGUGGUGGCGGCCGCUCGAGCGGUGGCUACAGCCGCGAUGGUGGCCGCGACGGUGGUUACGGUAGCAGUGGUGGAAGCUUCGGUGGUGGUGGUUACGGUGGCGGUGGCCGUAGCAGUGGUGGCGGUGGUGGACGCUUCCGUUCACGGUCUCCGGUCGGUGGUCGGGGUCGGUAUUAGAAAGAUCCGAGCGACCGACACCGUUCCGCGAAUGGACCGCGGGGCAAGCGCACACGGACUCCUCCCCCUCCUCCCCCCAAGACCCAAGACACACACACUGCUGGCGUGCAUUCCCAUCGCUCAAAGAGAGUUGGUUUUUGUUUUGGUUCGAUUGUCUCGUAAAUACCUUUGGUUUGGUUAGGAGAGUCCGAAAAAGGUGAUGGACACAACAAAUGGCCAAUGAUGGAACUAAAGAACAAUUUCAAGUAGCAUUUAAGUCACAAGGAAAGCGCCGAACAACAAACACACAUGUAUAUUAUAUAUGAGCAGGACACACAGCAAGCCAUCAUCAGCGUUCUGUUCUUCGCUGUCGUUUAAUGUGUCCCUAUAGGGCUAGGGAAACUAUUCAGUCGAAUAGGACAAAGAUUUUUAAGAUACAAUGCUGUGUGUAGGUAAGGUACACAGGUAUCGUGCCGGGUAACAUAAUUCUCAUUGCGUUUCUUAAGUUCCUUUUUAGUUUCUUUUAGUUAACCAUCCUUCACACUCGACCUGUUAGUGUGGAACAGUAUGAAAAUCCCCAACUUAACGUCUCGAAAACUUGCAAUCUGUAUUUAGAACCUUAGAACAACACAUUCGCUUCUCACUGGUAUGAGAAAGCGAAAACGCAUAUAGAAUAGUGUAAGGACAUUCAUGUUGUAAACAUUUGUCAUAAGCGCCACAAAAGUAAUAAGAACUAUCCAUCCUAUUAUUAAAAAUGAAAGUAAUGUAAAUCAGUCUGUAAACCAGCCCACAAUUAAGAACUAUAAAAUGAAUUCAUCCUCCUACUCGAAUAUAUAAAGAUCGUUUCCCCCGCUUUUGUUUGCAUUGAGUCGCUAAUGUGUUGAAAUUUGGGAUGUAAGAAGCACUUCCACAACCAACAGGUUUGAUAACGAAUCAGUCUUUCGUGUGCGUACCACCAGCAAACCUUUUCCAAAAGCAAUACAACGACAGAGGGAAGAUAGUUGUCUUUAACGAGGAAGCACACCAACAGGUGAAGGAUACACACGUUUCUAAGCCAAUAUACGUUUUGUGUGCGUUUUAAUAGCGCCGCACGAAGGAGAGCAACUCUCUGCUUAGUCAAGCCCGAAUAACUUCCUAAAAAACACAUUGGAAAAAUAAAUCUUUGCGAGCUGUGUGAUGCGAAGUUAUCAACAAAAGCAAUAGCAAAACACGGAACACAAGGAGCAUGUUUGUGCGUGUGUCUUUUUAACGUUAGUGGAAAGGAUCAGUCUUUUAGGUUAGGAUAUUUAUGUUUUGUGUGUUUAUACUUCUGUCCCCGAUUGUUCGUUUCUGCAUUGUGCUCUCGAAGAGUCUUCGGUCUAGCUGGAUCUCAGUAAAGCAAGGAAGCAAGGUUUGGGUAUGUGCGCAAUUGUGUGUAAUACUUCUGUGGUAAACAUUUUACAGCAAGUAUCCUUACACCUACCACACUCACACUCACACACACACAAACACAAGCACUUUCGUACAAAAGAAAAGAAGGUUAAGAAACGGUGUAGCAGUGCUUAAUUCUUCUAUACACUAGUUAUGGAAAAAAAGAUUAUCUCAUACUUUUAGUGCAUCACUCAUUUUCUUCCUGAGUAAAAUGAAACAACAGAAAAAAAUGAAGAAAAAAUAAAUAAAUUAAAACAUAAUACUAGAAAUAGAA
Anopheles stephensi (Asian malaria mosquito) is the source of this 3406-nucleotide messenger RNA. It is a transcript of the gene Rsf1, whose product is annotated as RNA-binding protein Rsf1. Bases 1063 to 1743 code for a protein of 226 amino acids. The transcript is spliced from 2 exons. Lineage: Eukaryota; Metazoa; Arthropoda; Insecta; Diptera; Culicidae. Gene Ontology annotation, molecular function: RNA binding. The record is from RefSeq and is a predicted model, not a curated record.